AUGAUUCUCGGCAUAGUGCUCAUUUACAUUGCAUGCUGUAACGCACUCCCAGCGUUCAAGAGAGCUUCGUUCGAUCCCAACGCCAUCUAUCAACAACAGUCACAGGCAGCUCAGUCGUUUCUUGCUGGGUCCUCAAACAAUGUAGCAUCCCCAGGAGGAAGUAACCCCGCAAGCCCUUCAGGUGGAAGCAGCGGAGGUUCUUCCGGAUCUUCACAAUCGGGAGCUAGCGGUGGAAGCAUUUCCGGAAGUUUCGACCCAAAUGCUCUCUUCCAGCAACAAAUGCAGCAAGCUCAACAGUUCAUGCAGUCAAGCGGUUCCAGCAGUUCAUCGUCGAGUUCCAGCAGUUCAUCACCAGGGAGCAGUUCUAGCAGUGGUUCUGGUGGUUCUAGCAACAGCUUCAAUCCAAAUCAAAUGAUGUCUGGUUCUUCAUCAACUUCCUCAGGUGCUUCACCAAUGGGCAAUUUUGAUCCAAACUCACUAAAUAAUCAAAUGAUGCAACAAGCUCAACAGAACAUGAACAAUGCAGGUGGUAGUAAUAGCGGAAGUCAACCCUCCUCGAGUGGCUCCAGUUCCGGAUCUAGUGGAAGUUCCAGCAGCUUCGAUCCUAAUGCUUUGAAUAACCAAAUGAUGCAACAAGCUCAACAAAAUAUGAAUAGUGGAAGCGGAAGUGGUGGAAGUCAAUCCGGAAGUGGUGGAAGUCAAUCCUCAAGCAGUUCGAGUUCAGGAUCAAGUACAGGCAGCUUUAAUCCUAAUUCUUUCAACAAUCAAAUGACUCAACAGACACAACCAGGCAGUACCAGUGGUGGAAGCAGUGGAAAUGGAGGUAGCAGCAGCAGCUUUGAUCCAACAACAAUGAACAACAACAUGCUCAACCAAAAUCUCCAAAAUAUGCAACAAAUGUCUUCAAUGACUCAAGGAAUGAACAUGAAUGGAGGAUCAAGUGGCGCGAGUAGUUCAUCUGGUACUUCUACUGGAAGCGGAACAUCAGGAAGCAGUACUAGUCAAAUGUCACCAAGCAAUAUGAUGACCGGAGGAAGUUCAUCAUCUAUGGGAGGAUCUUCGGGUUCCAAUGGAGGUGGCUCAAGCCAGAUGAUGUCGCCAAGCAGUAUGAUGGGUGGAAGUUCUGGAGGUAGUGGGGGCAGCGGUAGCAGCUCUGGAGGGGGAAGCAGUAGUAACUCUGGGAGCUUUGAUCCAAAUGAAAUUAACAGUCCUGAUAAAAACAAAAUUGAUCCAGCCCAAUUUAUGCAGAAUAUGGGAACCAGUGGUGGAUCUUCAAGUCCGAGUGGUGGAUCAUCAGGAGGCAGUUCCAAUCAAAUGAUGUCACCAAGUUAUAUGAUGAGUGGAAGUGGAGGAAGUUCUCCAUCAAUGACUGGAUCUUCAUCUGGAAGUGGAUCAAGUGGAAGUGGUGGAUCAAGUCAGAUGUCGCCAAGCAACAUGAUGGGAGGUAGCUCUUCUUCCAGCGGAGGUGGUUCAAGUAGCGGUGGAAGUAGCAGCACCUCUGGAGGAGGUAGUGGUGGAUCUGGUAGUGGCAGCACCUCUGGAGGAGGUAGUGGUGGAUCUGGUAGUGGCAGCACCUCUGGAGGAGGUAGUGGUGGAUCAGCUAGCUUCGAUCCAAAUCAACUCAAUCAGCAAAUGAUGUCCUCAUCUAGUAUGACCGAUCCAUCAAAGUUUACCAGUGGAGUAAGUGCAGGGAGUACAUCAGGAUCCAUGGGAAAUGGAAUGAAAUUUAAUGUUCUUGACCCCAGUCAAUUUGUUGGAUAA
This is a messenger RNA of Ylistrum balloti, 1761 nucleotides long. RefSeq lists its product as uncharacterized. Bases 1 to 1761 code for a protein of 586 amino acids. Lineage: Eukaryota; Metazoa; Mollusca; Bivalvia; Pectinida; Pectinidae. The record is from RefSeq and is a predicted model, not a curated record. The transcript has 2 exons.